AUGCGCAGCCUCACGGCCACCUUGCAGAGGCAGCAGGCCGAGCUCGCCGCCGCGCCGCAGUCCGCCGCUACGGCCGCAGCGGGCGUGGGGCCCCGUCUGGAGGCGCUGCGGCUGGAGGUCGAAUCUUUGCGGCAGCAGGUUAACCAAGCCAGCAGAGACUGCGCCCGCCGCUGUGCGGAAGCCGAGGCGGCCUGCGCGCAGAGGGCGGCCGGCGCGAAGGAGGCCGCGCUCGCCUCGGGGAAGGAGCUGUGGGAAGGACAGCAGGGCUUGCUGGAGGAUUGCAGAGCCUCCAUGGCGUCGCUGCGGGGGGCCAUGGAGGCGAAGGACGCCAAGCGGGACGGCCAGCUCGCGGAGCUGGCAGGCCUCGUGCGGCAGGCCGAGGCCUCCGCGCUCGAGCGCGCGGCCGCCGCCGCGCGAGGCCUCGAAGAGCUCGCCGGGCGGCUGGCCUCGUUGGAGGCCUCGGACGCUCGCGCCGGUGCCGCCCCACCACCGCAGCCCGCGGACCAGGCAGAGCGGGCCAGGGUGGCGGACCUGGCCAGGGAGCUGCAGGCGGCGCGGGAGGAGUGGCGAGGCGAGGCGAAGGGCCUCUGGGCGGAGGCCCUGGCGCUGCGCCGCGGGGCAGAGGGCCUCGCCCGCGCGGCGCUGGCCUCGGCGCCACGCGGCGCGGCCGAGGAGGAGGCGGGCAGGACACUGCUGCCGCCCUCCAGCGGCGGCGUCGACACGAAGGAGCUCCGCGAAGUGGAGUCCCGCCUUCAGCGACACAUCGGCGCUACGCAGGAGGCGCAGGAGCGCGCGCUCGCCCGCGCGGAGGCCGCCCUGCGGGCGGAGGCGCGCGCCGUGGCGGCGGAGGUCGCGGCGGGCGCCACCGCCGAGGCCGCGUCGCAGGUGGAGGACCGCGCGGCGGUGCGGUGGCAGGCCGCGCGGCAGGAGGCCGCCGAGGAGCGACGCAGGUUGAGGGACGACCUCGAGCAAAGGCUGGCCCUCUCGCAGGAGACGCAGCGCAGGAGCCUGGCGGAGGCCAGGCAGGACCUGCAGGACUUGCGCACAUCGGCGCAGGUGCAGUCGGAGCGCGCGGUGCGGGAGGCGAAG
Prorocentrum cordatum is the source of this 1089-nucleotide messenger RNA. NCBI's taxonomy places the organism in Eukaryota, Dinophyceae, Prorocentrales, Prorocentraceae. The record is from the annotation of a GenBank genome assembly.